This is a messenger RNA of Amoebophrya sp. A120, 2208 nucleotides long. NCBI's taxonomy places the organism in Eukaryota, Dinophyceae, Syndiniales, Amoebophryaceae. The record is from the annotation of a GenBank genome assembly.
AAGCAGGUUGCCGACGAGAUGAAGAGAUCCGCGGCCCGGAAGCACCGACGCCACUCGGGCGUCGGGGCGGCGGUGCCGUUGUUCACGGCACAGCAGAACAACAACGUGCCGGGACCAAACACAACAAACACUGCGCUGCCGGCCGCGCCUUUCAACAUUCAACAACACGGCGAAAAUAACCCUUUGCGACGCUACAUCAGCGUGCGAGCCGGGGAGGUCAACGAAAAGGCUUCUCUCACGGAGGAAGAGCGGUCCGCGUCCGCGGAAAUGAAGGGAAGUAUUAACGUUGCCGGCGGUGUCAUAUCCGCAGCUACUGGAGGAACAACUGCGCCGGAGAGAAAAAAAUCCAAGGGAAAGCUACUGGCCUCGUAUCUGCGGUUGAUGGCAACGCGAAACAACGAGUCUGGUGCAGAAGUUGUGCCUGGCGAAACACAAGAUGUCAGUUUGAGCAGCAAAGACGUCAGCAAAGAUCAUGCCACGCCCACGGGGGGACCUCCGAGUAGCGGUGUCACCAACAACGGCCGGGAUCGUCGCCCCAUUGAGCGGAUUCGAAAGAAUCGCAAGUAUCGGGAGCUGAUUCGCGACAUCGACGUGGAUUCGUCGACGUCAACGCUGACGGCCCCACCGCAGCAGCCCACGCAGCACCCGGCACAAAGUUCCGAGGAGAGCGCAAACUCUCCGCGCGACGAUCCCGCGGUGGCGCGCAGCGAGGAACAAAAUGACACGUCUGAAACACAGCCGGCGUCCAGCGACGCCGGUAUUGGUACGACGGCAGAGCGGGAGCGGUUGACGAGUGCGGCGUCGGAGAGUGCAGGUAAGGAAAGUGUCAUGAUUUCGGAGAAAGCAGCCUGUGUUGAACAACGGAAGACCACGGAUGGAGCUGUGGAGACGAGCGCCGACAAAAAGAGUGAGGACGCCGUCGUGAAGCUGGACCAAAUUCCGCCGGAAAGUACAAUUCUGGUUGAAACGGUUUCGCCUGAACCUGAAGAACCAGAGGGCGCUCCUAUCGGAUUCGUACCGGCGGUAGGCAGUGCGGCGCAUGCGGUCGAGGGCAGCUACACAGAAAGGGGAACCACAGGUCUGAUCGCUCCUGAGAGCAGUACAAGUGGACGCACAUCCCCAACAGCGUCUACGGUUACUACAGGACCGAAAGCAAGCGCGGGUGGACUCCCAGAUGAUGCGAAAGAAACCAUUGAAGACGAGAGCCAUCAUCUUCGCGCAGGUCCUGUUCUCAUGUCAGGAACAAGCGGUGACAAAACCGUUAAUCUUUCGGGGGGCCCACGUGCGCGGGCUCUGGAGGCAAAGCUGGACAAGCUGCUGCACAGCAAAGACCGGCUUCUCGGUUCGCGUCGGACAUCUGAAGCGUCCCGAUCUUCGCGAGGGACCCGCCGCACCUCGUCUGUGGGGGCGUCUCGUCGCGCCUCCGAGAACAAUUCCAACAGCCCGUUCGCCUCGAAGGGUGUGCUACGCUCGCCCAGCGCCAAUUUCUCUUCGUCUCGUCGUCGCACGCGCAGUUUGCCCGCGUACCUAUCUCCGCGCCGACAGACGAGCCUGCGGUGGCACUCGAAUGUUGGAGGAGAGGACGACUUGGCGAGAAAGGUGAAGACGCGCAUCCAGCGGAUCAAGAGAGCAGCGCCCGCACCCGCGACGUCAAAAUACACGUCGGGAAACCGACCGAGGCUGAGAAAACCACUCGGCACGCAGUCUGCCCCGUCCUCGCCAAACGCGAUCCAGUCGCCUGUCGACACCGAGACUGUCGCCUUGUCGCAGGACGCGCUGAGUCGGUCGCAGCGGACCGGAUCCGCGGAGGGGCAGGACGUGGAGACCCGGAGCCAGGCCUCCGUCGCGUUGAGCAACCACAGCUUGCGCAGUAGCAGGAGCAACGAGGUGGUGGAGGAGAAGUUGCGCGAAUACAUUCUCGAGAAUCUAGGCACCAACGAAAUGGCCCAGUUCUCGGGGUCCAAAAGGGACGCUGGCGUGGUGGAGGCGUAUGACCAGCAGUCGGUAACUGCGAGCGGCCCGGCAGAUUACACGGGCACGUACAAAACCGCAGCGAGCAAAAAGGGCAUGCAACGACUUUUGCGGAAAUUUUUGAAAAGUUUGACCAAAAUCAGCCACGCACCCAAGGACCGGCAGCGCCAAACCUUUCCCCUACCGCAAGCCGGCGCCUCCGCGGCGGACGGGCCCAGAAAAAAUCCUCGCACGUAA